AUGGAACCAGAAGAUGAUGCCACAGAGUACUAUAUAAAAUACAUCGACACAUAUAUCUGGAUGAAGGGUGAACAACGGAAGAUCUACAACAAAAUGACCAGUUCCGCCAUCCGCAAUAAGAUAACUGAAAACACCUUUGAGAAGAUGAAGAAGUUCUUAACGGACCCCAUUCUCUGUCAAUACGACAGCGUCCCGAGUUGUAAACUUGAUUUUGUUCUUCGACUUCUCAAAUCGAUCCACAAAUUGUCGAAAAUGAAAGUUGCUGUCUUAGGGAUGCACCACCGGACACUUGUUGAUAUAGCAAAGAAGUACGAUGGGAAUGUCAUUUCGAAAGACACGAAACCGCGGAAGAACCGGGUUGUGUCGAAGUUAUUAGAAUGUACCGAGACGAGUGGGUUGACUUCUGUCUAUCGGAGGAAUGCGAGUGAAUUUGCGGAAGGUGAGAUUAAACGGAAUUCGUGGCUUGUCUGUGUGAACACGUUAAGUAACUCAGACGAAUUGAAUUUGAGUUCGAUAGAUAUAGUGAUUGAUAUAGGGAAUAGCUAUUCGCCUUUGUUUGAAGAUGACAUCAAAGAGAAGUAUAAAAUGCUCUGUAAGAAGAAUUUGAUAGUUUUUGAGUUGUCGGUGAAAGAAAGUAUCGACGAGAUCACGACGAUGAUGAACGAGAUGGACGAGGAACUGACGCCACAACAAGAACUGAUGGUGUACGGGAAGAUGUUGAAAAUGGACAAAUUUGAUUAUGGGUAUCGAGGAGAACUUGCGCCGAUAGAUGAUGCGAUCUUAGUGAAUGAAUACCUCCCAUUUAAAGAUGAGAUGACCCGACAGUUGGUGCUUGAAAUUGAUGGGAAGUCGAUGGCGAUUGUGUUUGACUUUGAGAAGAAGUUCAUAAUAACGCCAACUAUUUUAGAAGGGAAUUAUGAGGAUUUUGCAAAGCCAAUUGGGGCGAGAGAAGAGAAGGAGAAGAGUGAGAAGGUGGAAGAGAAGAAUGAGCGGAAGGAGAACAAAGAAAGGAGCAAGCAAGUUUCAUUCAAAGCAAAGAAAGGGAAGACUGAAGAGAGUGAGAAGGAGAAUCAGAAGGAUAUGACAAAUCAAAUGAGUGAAGAAAAGAUGCACCGGAAAGAAGAAGAAGACACCCGUCUGAGUAAGAAAAAUGAAAUUAAAGAGAAUGAAAUAUCACCAAAACAAGUCAGUGAAGUUCCUGUGAUGAACAAACAGCCGGAACGUGGGAGUGAUAAAGGAAGUGAAACACUUCAAGAGAAAGAAAAGGAUGUUAACAUAACGCAAAUGGCAGAAGGUGGAAAGGAAAAGAAGAUGGAAAUAGAACCAAUAGAUAAUACUAAUACUAUUAAUAAUACUAUUAAUAGUACUCAUCAGAGUCCAACGAUAAGUCUUGAUUUAAAUGUGGACGAUCAUGUUGCAAAUACGCCAAUGGAAAUUGUGAAUGAGGACAACCCGAUGAAAGAAGUUCACGAAAAGGAGGAAAAGGACAAAUUGAAUGAGUUACCCCUGAUAGAAGAAACUCAUGUGAAUGACUCCACGAAAGGGAUUGAGACGACACUUGCAAAUACAAAUGGAAUUACUAAAGAAGCGAAUUUAAAGCCUGUUCAACACAUUAGAAAAGGACCCCCACAUAUGUAUAAUAAAGAACGGCUGAGUACCACAUUGCCUGAGUUGAAUGUCACCAAUGAAGUGAAACAAAAGGAACUUAUUGAAUUGAAAGAAUCGACGUUUGAGAAGAAUCAACGCCUCAAAAACGAACUUCCGAAUAUUCCAAUUCCGGAGACUAAAGAGGCGGAGGAAGACAUGUCUGAGACGUCGGAAGAGAAUAUCACGGAAAAUGCGCUGCAUACGAUCAUCAAGAAACACGCGCCGAUGAUGAGUGUUGAGAUGACAAAUCAAUGGCUGAUCACUAUUGAAAGUGCGUUGAAGAGAUUUGGAAGGGACGUCAAUAACUGGGACAUCGACUUUGCGCAAUUUGUCCCAUUGACAAAGCAGAAGAUGCAACAACUGGUGGUCGACUUAAUGAUGUCGAGUUCCUUUCCCGCAGACGUGAAGGAGAAUGUGAGGAGUUAUGACGUCAUCCACAAAGCAGUCCAAAUAGUUAAGAACAGAACAAUGGUCUUGCCUUAUCCAACAGAAGACGUGUGUUUAAUGUGGGACUCAUCGUGUGAUGUGACGUUACUGAUAUUAAUUGGUGAGAAGGGAAUGAAUGUGCCAGACUUAUAUAUGACAGACUAUAUCAUUGGCGGAGUUCUCAACCUUUCUGGGAUGCGCGAGCCAGAAAAACAAAGAGAGUUCUUGUUGCGUCGAAUUAAAACGCUCGUGACUACAUAUGAGAAGGCAAGGCUUGUAACUGAGUGA
This is a messenger RNA of Entamoeba invadens IP1, 2361 nucleotides long. RefSeq lists its product as hypothetical. NCBI's taxonomy places the organism in Eukaryota, Evosea, Mastigamoebida, Endamoebidae. Bases 1 to 2361 code for a protein of 786 amino acids. The record is from RefSeq and is a predicted model, not a curated record. The transcript has a single exon.